AUGUUUGGAAGAUCUCUACAUUCAUUUACCAACAAAAACUUUAACCCAAUUUUAAAGAGUUUGGAUAGAGCUUUGGUAAAUACUACCUACAACUCAGUUUCAGCACCUAUCAUCAAACCACAAAGAGGUAGUGCACCAGAAGUCAACUAUUCUACUCAACCAAAACAUUUCACUAUAACAGAAAAGAAAGCUGAGGAACUUAGAGUACCAAAGCAACCAACAUCCCCACAUGUGCUUAUUUAUAGAUUCCCAUUACCAGCUGUAAUGAGUAUUUUACACAGAGUUACUGGUGUUUUCUUGGGUUUAGGUCUUUUUGGUGUUUGCUCAACUGCUCUUUUUGCUCCACAAGAUGUCACUGUUUACAUUGAUAUGUUAAAAACUAAUUAUCCACUCCUUGUCUACCCAGCUAAGUUCUGUAUUGCUUUUCCAUUAGCCUAUCACACCUCAACUGGUAUUCGUCAUCUCUUUUGGGAUGAAACUCAAAAAGGUAUUACCACUCCACUCGCCGAAAGCACUUGUAAAAUUAUUAUUGGUAUUGUUAGUGUUGCAACAUUUAUCUUUACCUUCUUCUCCUUCAACUAAAUGUUCCACACAAUUUAGAAUUUAAAAAAAAAACAAAAAAAAAAAUAAAUUCAAUAAAAAAGUAUUAUAAUUUUUGUACUAUUUGAUGGAUACAAAAACCUUUUCUUUU
This is a messenger RNA of Dictyostelium purpureum, 691 nucleotides long. RefSeq lists its product as uncharacterized. Bases 1 to 582 code for a protein of 193 amino acids. Gene Ontology annotation, molecular function: succinate dehydrogenase activity; electron transfer activity. Gene Ontology annotation, cellular component: membrane. The record is from RefSeq and is a predicted model, not a curated record. NCBI's taxonomy places the organism in Eukaryota, Evosea, Eumycetozoa, Dictyosteliales, Dictyosteliaceae. The transcript is spliced from 3 exons. Gene Ontology annotation, biological process: mitochondrial electron transport, succinate to ubiquinone; tricarboxylic acid cycle.